CAUUUUGUCGCUCGUCAGCGUCGUCAAGGUGUCACCGCGGUUCUUCACUUUCGCUUCAAGGAUGGUUCACAUCGCCCAGACGAUGGAAGUGCUGGCGCGCCGUCCGAUCUUCGAGGUGAGCUUCAGCGACUACGUCGGCACCAUCAACGGACUCUUCAACUUCCUCGAGGUGUGCGGGGGCAUCGCGGUGUUCCUGAUGGUGGACCGGGCGGAGUCGUCUUCGCAGCGUUGCCUGAAGGGAUCGUCGUUCACCUUCUGGUUCAACGGCUUCAUGAUGCUGGUGUCGAGCAUACUCAGCGCCACCUCGUCCUACUACCUGCCCGUGCUGUUCUACUACGUGAUAUUCCACGGAACGGCUGGCGUCCUGUACAUAUUCACUUCCAUCUCGCUGGUCCGGGAGUCGCACGAAGUAGAACUGUGUGCGAUGGCGGGCCUGAUGACGGGUGGGAUGCACGCCUUCCACUGCUCCUACGUGACCUACAAGCUCUACUACGAGAAGUGACGACGGAGCGCCCGCGAUGGUGGGAUCAGACUGGAACGCGCCAUUGUCUUCGCGGACUUUAUAUGUCAUUUGUAAUUGUAAAUAAAAGUGCGCAGUACGGUGCGC
Dermacentor andersoni is the source of this 607-nucleotide messenger RNA. RefSeq lists its product as uncharacterized. The record is from RefSeq and is a predicted model, not a curated record. NCBI's taxonomy places the organism in Eukaryota, Metazoa, Arthropoda, Arachnida, Ixodida, Ixodidae.